CCCGAUGGUCGAAAGACUCAAAACUCAUAAACCCAAAAUCUUGUAACCCUUUACCCGUCUUCCGUCCGUCUAAGAACACCAAAACAGGGAGCUGCGAAGUGGAACCUCGGAACCCUAGCCCCUUUGUUCUCCGUCUUCGUUCCCGGUGGCCGGCGACCAAGGGCGAUAGCUAGGACAUCGAUACCUCCUGCUCCCUUCCUCUUCUCCCUUUCUCUUCGCAUUGUUGUUGAAAACCCAAGGCGGGAGGGCGACAUCUCCGUUCGGCCAGCGAGUCUAGUCUUCUCUUGUUGCAGAAAAUGGCUGUCUGCGAUGAUGAUACUUCUAAUUGACUACUCCAUUGUGCAAGUGGGAGCUCAUGGAACUUCUUUGAACAGUUGAAAAAUCCUUCUCGAAUAACAGAUUCUUCUCUCUCCUGCCAUCCCUAUUCUUUUGCUUUUGAUCUUAUAAAGGACCAUCUCUUCCAGAAUUUUGAAGAUGAAUCGAGUUGCAAAUGCAAUGAGAUUUAACACUUUACUACGCAGUGGUAGAGCAAACCAAGGCCAGCCAGCACUUAGACAUUUCUCUAUUAAGACGGAAGAACCCUCAAGCAAAGAAGCAUAUAAUUAUUUGUUGGAGCCAUUGAGGACGAAGCAAUCAGAUGUUAUGGGCUGCUUCCAGAGGAUGGGAUAUUUCCAGGAAUACUCCAGUCUUACUAUGUUCAUGCGCAUCACACAACCCACUCACCCUGUAUCAAUGUUGUGCAGAAACCCCAGGCCUGGGCUGCUGAAGAAGGGAAUGGAGUGGCCUAGUUUUCUUGUCAGACAUGUUACAACAAUGGGGAAUUCCAAGGAGUCUUCAGAAGUUGGUUCUGCAGCUAGUCCUGACAUUGUACCCCGCAUCAAAUUUAAGAGGCUCGAUAAAACAGCGAAGCACAUAAUGCAGAUUCUGGAUAAAGAAGCAGUGGAGGAAGUGAGGACACAGAGAGAGAUACUUGAUAUAAGGCCUGGUUAUAUCAUCCAGCUCAAAGUGGAAGUUCCCGAGAACAAGCGACGUGCUUCAAUUCUUAAAGGAAUUGUUAUAGCACGGCGCAAUGCUGGUCUAAAUUCGACAUUUCGAUUGAGGAGACUUGUGGCAGGCGUCGGGGUGGAAUCUGUCUUCCCUUUAUACUCUCCAAACAUCAAGGAGAUUAAAGUGCUGGACAAGAAGAAAGUGAGAAGAGCCAAACUCUACUACCUCAGGGACAAGAUGAAUGCCCUCAAGAAACAUUAGCUUUAGAGUACUUGAUGAUUGAAGUUAUUGAGUGAGGAAAAGCAAGAUAUGUUUGUCAUCCGACUGUUUUGGUCAUUUUGUUUGCGGGAAACGGGCUUUUUAGGCAUUGCAAGUACUUUUUGACUGGUAUACGGUAUUUAUUGGUAUGAAACUCUGCUUCUGAUCAUGGUAAUUUCUGCUCUACUAUUUUGACACAGUAAAUUCGUUACAGAUUUUAAAUAAACCUGAUAUCUUCGUGUUUUCUCCUGAA
This is a messenger RNA of Macadamia integrifolia, 1498 nucleotides long. RefSeq names its product 50S ribosomal protein L19-1, chloroplastic-like. Gene Ontology annotation, cellular component: ribosome. The transcript is spliced from 7 exons. The record is from RefSeq and is a predicted model, not a curated record. The coding region runs from base 475 to 1248 and encodes 257 amino acids. NCBI's taxonomy places the organism in Eukaryota, Viridiplantae, Streptophyta, Magnoliopsida, Proteales, Proteaceae. Gene Ontology annotation, biological process: translation. Gene Ontology annotation, molecular function: structural constituent of ribosome.